This is a messenger RNA of Cucumis melo (muskmelon), 1341 nucleotides long. Its product is annotated as nicotinamidase 1-like. The transcript is spliced from 5 exons. The coding region runs from base 328 to 1059 and encodes 243 amino acids. Gene Ontology annotation, molecular function: nicotinamidase activity. Gene Ontology annotation, biological process: pyridine nucleotide salvage. The record is from RefSeq and is a predicted model, not a curated record. NCBI's taxonomy places the organism in Eukaryota, Viridiplantae, Streptophyta, Magnoliopsida, Cucurbitales, Cucurbitaceae.
AGUUAUAAAUGCAUCAAUUUUAAACUAAUUCCAAGUUUUGGAAUGAAUUUAGGUUAAUUUAUUAAUUUUGAAAAUAUUUUAAUUUGCAUUGAAGAAUGCAAAAUUGAAGAUAUUUUUGUUUGAUAUGAUUGAAGCCUCAUGUCAUCAUAGAUAGUCAUGGAAGAGAUUUCUUCUUUGACGCUAAAGAGAGAUCCAAAAUUUCAAAGAUAUAUAUUGACGUUUUAUACAUUCUUUUGACUUGUUGAACUCAUGAUCAAAUUGCAAUUAUUUAAAGUAAACAGCCAACUCAACAACAAUUGAUGGGUGUGAACAGUUGCCUAAAAAAAGAUGGUUUCGAGCUCCAUUGAUGUUUUGAAGAAGGAGAUUCCACUGAAGCAGGAAUCUGUGGUUUUGGCUGAAGAUGCUGUGAACGGUCUUGUUCUCGUUGAUAUUAUCAAUGGCUUCUGCACCGUUGGCGCUGGAAAUCUGGCACCAAGAGAGCCAAAUAGACAGAUAUCUGAAAUGGUGGAAGAAUCAGCAAGAAUUGCAAGGAUUUUCUGUGAGAAGAAAUGGCCUGUGAUGGCAUUUAUUGAUUCUCACCAACCAAACAAACCUGAGAAACCAUAUCCUCCUCACUGUAUUGUUGGUUCUCAUGAAUCGAACUUGGCUCCAGCUCUGCAAUGGAUGGAGAAGGAGGCGAACGUGACGAUAAGGCGAAAGGGCUGCUUCGAUGGAUAUAUGGGCUCCUUCCUGCCUGAUGGCUCCAACCUUUUCGUCGAUUGGAUUAAAAAUAAUCACAUCAAAUCUCUUUUGGUGGUUGGAAUAUGUACGGACAUUUGCGUGCUAGAUUUUGUGUGCUCGACUAUGUCUGCAAAGAAUUUAGGGUUUCUUCAUCCCUUAAACGAUGUCGUUCUGUACUCUCGAGCUUGUGCUACCUUUGAUGUCCCUCUUCAUGUUGCUAAAGACACCAACUCGGCUCUCCCCCAUCCUCAGGAGUUCAUGCAUCAUGUAGGCUUGUACAUGGCUAAGGAAAGAGGAGCAAUCAUAGCCAACAAAAUAUCACUAGGAACCAACAUAUAAACCCACCAUGCUUAACUAGUAGUUCGCCCUCUCUAAUGCCAAACGUUAAAGAAUUGUAACCAAAUAAAUAAACUAUGAUCUUGAUCUUCCAAACGUUGAGUAUGGAACUCCCGCUAAAAGAAGAGGAUCUAUAGUCUUCUUCGUGAACGGUAUCUAUAGACAUAUUAUACAGUGAGUUAUCAUUGCCACAAAAAUGAUGUAUAUGUUGUAAACUAUAAGACACUCUAUUUCAUAUGUGUACCACAUCUCCAUAACUUAGUAAACGCUAAGUUUUUUUUUUAA